Messenger RNA from Colletotrichum abscissum, 387 nucleotides. RefSeq lists its product as uncharacterized. The record is from RefSeq and is a predicted model, not a curated record. NCBI's taxonomy places the organism in Eukaryota, Fungi, Ascomycota, Sordariomycetes, Glomerellales, Glomerellaceae. The transcript has a single exon. The coding region runs from base 1 to 387 and encodes 128 amino acids.
AUGAAGACUACCUACACUUUUCUCCUGGCCACCCUCCUGUCGUCUGUUGCCUUCUCGGCUCCGACUCCUGAGGCCAACCCGGACAAUGUUGACGCUGGGCACUUCCUUGAGAAGGCAUACGUGUGGAGUAGCUAUAACAAGGAGCCUUCUAAGGAAGAAAGCAUUGCCGAGAAGCGAGAACCCAGCCCCGAUAAUGUGGACGCUGGUCACUUCUUGGAGAAGGCCUACGUCUGGAGUAGCUACAACAAGGAGCCGGCGAAGGUGGAGAGCACUGUUGAGAAACGCGAUGCCAACCCAGACAAUGUUGAUGCUGGACACUUCCUUGAGAAGGCCUACGUCUGGAGCAGUUACAACAAGCAGACUGAGGAGGAUGAUAAGGCUGUCUGA